Chelonia mydas (Green sea turtle) is the source of this 3969-nucleotide messenger RNA. RefSeq names its product kelch repeat and BTB domain containing 4 (gene KBTBD4). Gene Ontology annotation, molecular function: protein binding. Lineage: Eukaryota; Metazoa; Chordata; Testudines; Cheloniidae. The record is from RefSeq and is a predicted model, not a curated record. The transcript is spliced from 4 exons. The coding region runs from base 127 to 1734 and encodes 535 amino acids.
GUUUAGCAGGGAGUUUCCGGUAAAGUGACGGGAAGUGCCGGACGCGUCGCUAGGCGGAAAAGGAAGGUGCAGCUGCGGUGAGGUUCCCCGGAAGGCUGGUGGGAGGUUCCGGCCCGGGGCGGCGGCAUGAAGGGAGGAGCCGCAGAUUGCUGGAGGUCAGAUCUGUGCGGCAACAUGGACUCGUCGGAGGAGACGGGGGGCUCCUCCACAGAAGAGAACUACUUUGUGAACUACACCUUCACUGACCGUUCUCACUCAGGCCGCGUAGCUCAGGGUAUUAUGAAGCUCUGCCUGGAGGAUGAGCUCUUUGCUGAUGUUACCAUCUCAGUGGAAGGCAAAGAAUUCCAGCUGCACCGGCUAGUCCUCUCAGCUCAGAGCUGCUUCUUUCGUUCCAUGUUCACUUCCAACCUGAAGGAGGCCCACAACCGGGUGAUUGAGCUGCAAGAUGUUAGUGAGAGUGUUUUCCAACUCCUGGUGGACUAUAUUUACCAUGGGACUGUAAAGCUGAGGGCAGAAGAGUUGCAGGAAACAUAUGAGGUGGCAGAUAUGUACCAGCUGACUUCCCUUUUUGAGGAGUGCUCCCGUUUCUUGGCCCGCACGGUGCAGGUGAGGAACUGUCUUCAGGUUAUGUGGCUGGCAGAUCAACACAGUGACAUGGAGCUCUACACGGCUGCAAAGCACUGUGCCAAGUCACACUUGUCACAGCUUCAGGACACAGAGGAGUUCCUGCACCUACCUCUCCGCCUGCUGACAGACAUCCUUACAGAUGGUGUUCCAUGUUCACAGAAUCCAACAGUUGCCAUAGAAACCUGGAUCAACUUCAACAAAGAGGAGCGGGCAGGCUUCUCGGAGGUGCUGCGAUCCAGUCUGAAGGAGAUUGGGGAGAACGUUCACAUCUACCUUAUCGGGAAGGAGUCAUCGCGUACGCACUCACUUGCUGUCUCUCUGCACUGCGCUGAUGAUGACUCAAUCAGUGUGAGUGGCCAGAAUAGCCUGUGCCAUCAGAUCACUGCAGCUUGCAAGCAUGGCAGCGACCUGUAUGUUGUAGGGGGCUCCAUUCCACGGCGCAUGUGGAAAUGUAACAAUGCCACCGUAGACUGGGAAUGGUGUGCUCCUCUGCCCCGUGACCGGCUCCAACACACCCUUGUCUCUGUGCCCAGCAAGGAUGCUAUAUACUCACUGGGGGGCAAGACGUUGCAGGACACUCUCUCCAAUGCUGUCAUAUACUACAGGGUGCGAGACAAUGUGUGGACAGAGACCAGCCAGCUGGAAGUAGCUGUCUCUGGAGCUGCAGGUGCCAACCUCAAUGGUAUCAUAUACCUGCUGGGUGGGGAGGAGAAUGAUCUGGACUUCUUCACUAAGCCCUCCCGGCUUAUUCAGUGCUACGACACCAAUACAGAAAAGUGCCACGUGAAGCCUUAUGUAUUGCCUUUUGCAGGGCACAUGCAUGCUGCCGUGCAUAAAGACCUAGUGUUCAUUGUGGCUGAGGGGGACUCACUGCUGUGCUAUAAUCCCCUCCUGGAUAGCUUCACCCGACUCUGCCUGCCAGAUGCCUGGAGCUCAGUACCAUCCCUCUGGAAAAUUGCCAGUUGUAAUGGCAGCAUCUAUGUCUUUCGGGAUCGUUACAAGAAGGGAGAUGCCAACACCUUCAAACUUAACCCAGCCACCUCUGUGGUGACUGUCACCAGUGGCAUCAAGGUGCUGCUCACUAACCUGCAGUUUGUGCUGGCUUGAGGUGACAAGCCCACGGACAAGACAACAUGGACAUUCUGUAAAACAGCUUAGAGGCACCCAGUUUCCUUACCACUUGCAAGACCAGCUCACACCACCAUAGAGUGCCCCCUCCUCUUUAGCCCUGCUUGCAGGCAGUAUGAGUCUCCUGGAUGUAAGGCUGUUUUCCCUUUCACUACAUUCUCCAAGUUGACUUACAGCAUCUUAAAUCCCAGAUGGACUAAAUAGUGUUACUAUGAUCCUCUGAUGUGAAGCUGUGUUUCAAGCUCAAAUUGCAGGAGAUAGACUUCUUAGGCCAAGAACUAUCGAGCACCAGCAAGCCCUAGCAUGAGCAGAUAAACCCCUUUUUGUCACAGCCUUUUAGUGUAAGAGCCCAGGAGGCUGCAUGUGCUGCUGCCAUCACUAGUCACAGGGAAUGGCCACCCUGUACACUCCCUAAAAAAGCUCUAUGCAGUUUGAAAUGGGGCUCUAAUAUGACUGUUCCUUGCUAAGGCUACAGGAUUGGCUUCAGGCCAGAAGCACUGACUAAAGUGGACUCUACUGUAGACUGAUUUCAGAGGUGGGUCCAAGGCCCUGACUUGGUUGUGCUCUGCCCUAACCUAGGGCAGAUGGACUUGAAGCAGAGGUCAGGGAUGGGCUUGCUGCUACUUUGCCACCCAGCACAAAGAGGAAAACUAUCCUUAAAAUACUAUUGUGCCCGUGCUGGUUUCUAGCCCCAGUACUGGGGCUCCCAUCCUGCUGAUAUUAUACCACAGAGCUGUACGAUGGUUAAAGAUGAAACUGAAGUUCAUUUUCUCAUACCCUUCCCUACUGGCACUGUAGCCCUUGAGGUGAGAGCCUGAAUAAAAGUGUCUGGUGGGACAAAGAUAUGGUUUCUUUUUUACUGAUGGUGUUAACGUGAGAAGAGUUCAAGACACCUCUCUGUCCCCUGCAAUAAUGGCACUUAUGUGGGAGGGGUGGAAGAUCAAACCCUUACAGGUGCUCUGACAUGCGUGUGGGGGUGAAAGCAGAAACAGGUGUCCGGUUUUCAACCGGAACACCUGGUCGAAAAGAGACCCUCCCCAGCCUGUUGAAAAUGAGCGAGUGAGUGAGGGUUGGAGAGCGAGCGAUGGAGGGCAAGGCGGGACAUGGAGUGAGCAGGGUGGGCCUGGAUGAAGCGGUAAGGCAAGGGUGUUCUGUUUUGUUCGGUUAGAAAGUUGGUAACCCUAGGCUCAGGUAUUGUAUGUGUAAGGACAUGACACCAGAAGCUGUUAAGAAAAAAAACAAGCUCCCCAUUGCUGUUAUGUGUCUGAAAAGUUCUUUAUUGCUUGUGCAGCAGACCGUUCCUUAUUAGUUCACUAGGAACUUGUUCUUGUUGUGGGGAGCAGUUGGAUGGUUUCUGGUAGCUCUUGCUGACUCUCUGCAGCUGCCUCAGCAAUCACAUUCCUGUGAAAUCUUUCCAGGAUCUGGACCUGCCUGGGGCGCACAAGGAUGUGGGGACGGAUCCUGGCAAUGGCUUCUAUUGCUUCUUGAGGGCUCCACUGGUACAGCUGGAAAGGCAGAAAUCCUGAAUGAAAAUUCAUCCUGUCUAAAGAUGGGUCAACACAGGCAUUUGGAGGGCCUAGCUUUCUUCCAGAGCCUAGUUUAGGUGGUCAAGGAAAGUGGCUCACUUUACCCCUCCUUGUACUGAAUAUCAUCUGCUGCCUACCUCGGAGAGACAUCCAGCUCUCAAUAGGAGCUCCUGAGAGGAUACUCCCUCAACAAGAGGGAUGCAAAUGACUACUUGAGGCUCCAUGUCUAGGGUCCUACCAAAAGGUCCAUUUCACACUCAUAGGAUUUUAAAAGUUGUAAAUUUAAUGAUUUCAGCUAUUUAAAGCUGAAAUUUCACAGUGUUGUAAUUGUAGGGGUCCUGACCCAAAAAGGAGUUAGGGGGGUUGUGCUCCUGCUGGCAGGGCGCUGCCUUGAGAACUGGGCACCCAGCUCUGAAGGCAACACAGAAGUAAGGGUGGCAAUACCAUAACACCCCCUCUCCCCCCAACAACUCCCUUUUGGGUCAGGACCCCCACUUUGAGAAAUGCUCUGUCCCCCAUGAAAUCUGUAUAGUAUAAGGUAAAAGCAUACAACAGACCAUAUUUCACAGUCCACGACGUGUUUUUCAUGGCUGUGAAUUUGGUAGGGCCUAUCCAUGUCCUCAAAUUCACAUGCUUUUGUGGACAGCUUCUUCUGCCCUGAUCAUAACAGCGCCCCUGGACAGACACA